Messenger RNA from Daktulosphaira vitifoliae (grape phylloxera), 2004 nucleotides. It is a transcript of the gene Ucp4A, whose product is annotated as mitochondrial uncoupling protein 4. The transcript has 7 exons. Gene Ontology annotation, cellular component: mitochondrial membrane. NCBI's taxonomy places the organism in Eukaryota, Metazoa, Arthropoda, Insecta, Hemiptera, Phylloxeridae. The record is from RefSeq and is a predicted model, not a curated record. Bases 212 to 1189 code for a protein of 325 amino acids. Gene Ontology annotation, biological process: mitochondrial transport; response to cold.
AUAAUUUUUUCCUUAUCAGUCUUAUACAACAACUACUACUUAUUGUCGUUGAAAGAUGGUUGUCUUUGAAUGUCAUAUUUGUCAAUACAUAUUAUUAAUUACAAAAUACUAAAAACUCUACAGGGUCAUUUCCUCUAAAUGUACUUUUCAAUUACAUAUCUAAUUCACAUAACAUUUCUCAUGAGAAUUAAAGUACUCUACAGACCAUAUAAUGGUGCAUAUACAAGUAGUGACUAUCAAAGAAAAAGCCCCACCUUCUACAAAGGAGUACAAUUAUGCUGAUACUUUUUGGUGUACUUACAUUGUGUCUGUAGUAGCUGCAAGUGUAGCUGAAUUGUUUACAUAUCCACUAGAUUUAACUAAAACUCGUCUCCAGAUUCAAGGAGAGGCAGCUACUACAAAUGGAAAAUCUGUCAAAUAUCGUGGUAUGCUAAAAACAGCAAUCGGUAUUGUUAAUGAAGAAGGUGCCUUAAAAUUAUGGCAAGGAAUAUCACCAGCAUUAUAUAGACAUGUAAUAUACUCAGGAAUUAGAAUUGUUUCAUAUGAAACAAUGCGUGAUCAGAUUUUAAUGAAAAAUCCAGAUGGAUCAUUCCCAAUAUGGAAAUCUGCUAUAAGUGGUGUAGUAUCUGGAGCAAUAGCUCAAUAUAUUGCUAGUCCAGCAGAUUUAAUAAAAGUUCAAAUUCAAAUGGAGGGUAAACGUAGAUUAAUGGGAGAGCCACCAAGAGUUUUGGGUACUGCACAUGCAUUUAAAAAAAUUUUAGCUGAAAGUGGUUAUCGUGGUUUAUGGAAAGGCUCAAUACCAAAUGUACAACGAGCGGCUCUAGUAAAUUUGGGAGACUUAACCACUUAUGAUACAGCUAAACAACUAAUUAUGCUUAAAACUGGAUUACCUGAUUCACAUCUUUUACAUUGUUUAUCUAGUGUCUGUGCGGGUUUGGUUGCUGCAACAAUGGGUACACCAGCUGAUGUUGUAAAAACACGUGUUAUGAAUCAACCUACUGACAAAAAUGGCAUUGGCUUAGUAUAUAAAGGAUCAGUGGACUGUUUAAUUAAGACUGUUGAAAAUGAAGGGUUUCUAGCUCUUUAUAAAGGUUUCCUACCAGUUUGGAUUAGAAUGGCCCCAUGGUCACUGACAUUUUGGCUAAGUUUUGAACAAAUACGACACACGCUUGGAGCUACUGGAUUUUAGUUAUAAUUAUUAAUUUGGGAUCUCGUUAAUUAAUGUGUUUGAAACAUGUUUUAGUUUUAUUUUAGUUAACGGUUAAAUAAUAUGUUUGGAAUGUUUUAGUUCGCACAAUUAAGUUUAUAUAUUUAAAAAAUUAGAACUCUAGUGAAUUUUUGAGUUAUGAAAUUUAAUUUAAAUGAAUUAUAUUAGCACUGCAACUAGUUUUAUUUUGUAAAAUGACAUAACACUUAUAAGUACUGUUUCCUAUAUUUUUUAAAUUCAAUAUUGUGUUAAUAAUAUGUGUACGUUUAAUCGUAAUAUGGGUAUUUAAACCAUUAGCACAAUCUUUAUUUGAUUACUUAAGUGCCUCUAAGUAUGAAUGACAUUAUUUUAUUGAAGAAUAUAAUUAGAAAAUUACGUUUACUAUAUGUCAAAGUAGGAAAUUUGGCUGUGCUUUGUAAUUCAGUAGUUAAAAUACUAUAACUUUGUUUUACAAAAACAAUUUAAGGAUUUCCAUUGUAUAUAUUUAUUCACUUAGUAAAAAAAUAAAACUGUUUACAGUAUAGGAGAUUUCCAUUAUAUAAAUCCUUUUAUAGAAUUAUAUAUUUCAAUUUGUCUUCAAAAAAUAAAUGGAAAGAAAAUAAAUAUUAUUUAAAAAAGAAAUGUUCUUUUAAGGAAAACUUAAAUUAUGUUGCCAUUGUACACAGUUUUAAAACAAUAAUUAUUUAAAAAAUACAUAAAGAUUUUUCUCUAUUUAGUCUUUUUUCAGAGAAACUAUUAGUGUAUAAGAUUUUAGUUUAUACAAAAAUAACCAAAAAAUUAUACCAAACUUAGUUAUU